UUACGCAAGCAUUUUCUCCAUUAUCAGUUAAUUCUAAACAUGUUUAUUCAAUUGCAUGGAUGAAUUAUAACUCAUGGGAAAACAAAAGACAUCUAAGAAAUGGAAUCAUUCGAUCGUGCCACACUGUUUAUCUGUCUGGUUUUAUUAUCACACGUUGCAUUUUGCGACGCCCAAUCAAACAAAGUUCGACUAGUAGGCGGAAAUUCCGCGACGGAAGGUCGGGUAGAGGUGUUUUACAAUAGAGAAUGGGGUACAGUUUGUGAUGAUAAUUUCGAUGACAAAGAUGCAGCUGUCAUCUGCUCAAUGCUGGGUUUCACCAAAAUGAAUGCUAAGGCAAAACAGCGAGCAUUUUUUGGCCAAGGAACCGGCAGAAUUUGGAUGGACGAACUCCGCUGUAGGGAUGCUGACAUCGAUUUAUUUUCUUGUCAACAGAGUACUUUGGGUAGCCACAACUGUGGUCAUUCGGAAGACGCGGGAGUGGUGUGUGCCAUUUCCGCGGCAUCUAAUAUAAGACUGGCUGGCGGAGGUAAUCCGAUGGAAGGGAGAGUGGAGGUUUAUUAUAACAAUCAGUGGGGUACUGUAUGUGAUGACUCAUGGGAUACAAGGGACGCGUCUGUCGUCUGCUUCAUGCUGGGAUAUUCAAGAGAAAACGCCAUUCCAAAUUUAUCGGCAUCUUUCGGCCAAGGGACAGGUCAAAUUUGGAUGGAUGACGUUUUAUGUGAAGGAACAGAAAGAGAUCUUUUUGACUGUAAAAAGUCACCCAUAGGAAGACAUAAUUGCGGCCAUUCCGAGGAUGCAGGAGUUACAUGCUCAUUGGAAGGGAGUGUGCGUUUGGUCGGCGGAUCUUCACCUCUGGAGGGUCGAGUGGAAAUUCAUAGCAGUGGCUCCUGGGGCACAGUCUGUGACGAUUCCUGGGACAAUACUGAUGCCGCAGUCGUAUGCUUCAUGCUGGGAUUCCUAAGAGGAGGCGCUGUUGCGAGGACAGGAGGAUAUUUCCAGUCAGGAGUUGGUAACAUUCUGCUCGAUGAAGUUAAUUGUAUCGGUACAGAGAGGUCCAUCUUGCAGUGUUUACACGCAGGUUUGCUAAGUGCCGAUUGUGGGCACCACGAGGACGCCGGAGUAACAUGUAAGGGGGUUCAAAGUGCUGGCAUACUAAGAGAUUGUGGUGCUGCAGAUAUUCUUAUUAUCAUCGAUGACAGUGGAAGUGUAGGAAGAAACCACUUUAAUGUGACAAAAAUGUUUGUGAAAGACAUUAUUCAAGGUCUAAAUUCUAAGUUAUUUCGAUUUGCUGUAUUAACGUACAGCAGUAACGUCACAGAAAGAUUUGGAUUCCUCGAGAUUAGUAGGCUUCCUGUUAUAUUGAACAACAUUGAUCGUAUUCCGUAUACAUCUGGAGGAUCAACGCAAACAGGCAGGGUGCUGAAACACGCUAGGUUGUCCAUAUUUAACAACAAAAGGGCUAAUGCUGCAAAUAUUGUUAUUCUCUUCACGGAUGGAGAGUCAACUAACCCUGAACAAACAAAAGAAGAAGCUGCUCUAUUGCGCAGGCAUGGAGUGCGCAUCUUUUCAAUUGGAGUUGGAAGUGGACCUAAACAAGGAGAGCUAAACUUAAUGGCUUCUUCUCCAAGCGAAGACCAUGUAUUCCAAGUUUCGUCGUAUAGUGCUCUAUCGCAAAUUCUCAGUGCAGUACAAAACAGGACAUGUGAAGCGUCAGUAGAUGGUGGAUUCAGCGAGUGGUCAAUGUGGACACAUUGCAGCAAGACUUGCGGAAGUGGGAUCAAAACAAGACAUCGCACUUGUACAAAUCCAGUACCAACUAGUAAUGGCAGAAAUUGUACUGGGGCUUAUUCAGAAACUGUCUCAUGCACAAUAGCUGGCUGUCCUGUGGACGGUAGUUGGGGUAAUUGGAGUCCUUGGUUAGAUUGCAGUGUUACAUGCAGUAUCGGAUUUCAGACACGAAGCAGAGAAUGUACAGAUCCUAUGCCAGAAAAUGGAGGACUUCCCUGUGAAGGACUUAACAUAGAAAAGUUAAUUUGUCAACUUAAACCUUGUCCUGUUGAUGGUGGUCUAACAAUUUGGAGUGACUGGAGCACAUGUUCAGAGUCUUGUGGGAUUGGAACGAGAAUAAGGAGUCGUUCGUGUACGAACCCGAUUCCCCAGUACAAUGGAAGAAACUGCAUCGCAGCUUACAAAGAAACGAACGAAUGCAUGAUUAAACUCUGUCCCGUUGACGGGGGAUGGAGCUUUUGGUCAACAUGGACAGCGUGUACUAGUUCAUGCGAUAUAGGAUAUAAAAUACGAAGCAGAGACUGCACAAAUCCAAUACCUAAAAAUGGAGGUCGUCUCUGUGAAGGCUUUAGCAGAGAAAACGUAACCUGUAAUGCAGAACCAUGUCCUAUUGAUGGUGGAUUUGCGAUGUGGAGUGACUGGAGCGCUUGUUCAGAGACCUGUGGAAUUGGAUCAAUGACUAGAAGGCGCUUAUGUGCGAACCCGAUUCCACAGCACAAUGGAAGAAACUGUACUGGAGCUUACUCAGAAACUAAGGAAUGCAUGAUAAAACUCUGCCCCGUCGACGGAGGAUGGAGUUUAUGGGCAACAUGGACAUCUUGUUCAGGUUCAUGUGGUGGAGGUCAACGCGAAAGGGUAAGAGCUUGCGAUAACCCUUUACCUAGAUUUGGAGGACAACUUUGUUCUGGAUCCCAUUUAGAGCAAAUGGAGUGCAAUACAAUACCAUGUCCAAUAGAUGGUGGCUUUAGUCAGUGGAGUGAUUGGAGUUCAUGUUCAGUUACAUGUGGUAUGGGUGAAAGAAAUAGAACUCGUUAUUGCAACAAUCCAUUUCCGAAAUACAGUGGUAAGAACUGUAGUGGUAUAAACAGUGAAGCAGAAUUAUGCUUGACUUCGUUGUGUCCUAUAGAUGGUGAGUGGAAUUCUUGGAGUUCUUGGAGUGCGUGUAAUGUCUCAUGUGGAGGAGGCAAACGAGAUAGAGUCAGAUUGUGCAAUAACCCAUUACCUCGAAAUAAUGGACGUCGAUGCCCUGGCAAAGAUAUUGAAAGUAGCAAUUGUGAGAUGAAUCCGUGUCCAAUUCAUGGUGGAUUUGAUCAGUGGGGGAGUUGGAGUAUGUGUUCACAAACGUGUGGUGGGGGUCAAAGAACAAGAAAGAGAACUUGCUCAAACCCUAGUCCAGCAUUUGGUGGCUCUAAUUGCUUUGGAUUAUGGAACGAAUCUCAAGAUUGUAAUAAUCAUAAUUGUCCAGUUCAUGGGAAAUUAAGUGAUUGGACACAAUGGACUGAUUGCAGUGCAACUUGUGGACCGGGUUUUCAACAAAGGUCGAGGACUUGUAAUAAUCCAAAACCAGCUUAUGGCGGCAGAACAUGCUCUGGUAGUCAGAAUGAACGAAUUGAUUGUCAAGUUCAAAACUGUCCUGUAAAUGGUAAAUUUUCAAACUGGGGUUCUUGGUCAAUAUGCUCCAAAUCAUGCGGCGGAGGAUUGGCCUUUAGAUACCGAGACUGUGAUAAUCCUAUGCCAGAGUUUGGGGGAUUAAAUUGUACGGGUGCUCAUAUGGAAUCUAUUUUGUGCCAAACCAAUCCUUGUCCAAUUGAUGGACAAUUUGGAUCAUGGGAGGGGUGGUCAGAUUGCACAAAGUCUUGCGGAAUUGGUUCCAAAAAUAGAGUUAGGAAAUGCAAUAAUCCUUUGCCUCGAUACGGAGGUACAAAUUGCACAGGGACAUCUUUUGAAAACAUAUCAUGCAAUACGCACAAAUGUCCAAUAGAUGGUGGUUUUAGUGAUUGGACAAGUUGGACAUAUUGUUCAGUUAGUUGUGGUGGAGGAAUAAAAAAUCGGAAAAGAUUUUGUAAUUCUCCGUCGCCAUUAUUCGGAGGUUAUAACUGCAGUGGAAAUUUUUCGGAAAAAGUGAUAUGCAAAUCUUACCCAUGUCCAAUAGAUGGUUUCUUUGAUGAAUGGGAAGAAUGGUCGUCUUGUUCGCAUAGUUGCGGAGGAGGUAUUCAAAAUAGAAAAAGGAUAUGUUUUGAUCCUAAACAUGGCGGUCAAGCCUGCACGGGUCAUUUUGUUGAGUACCAAAAUUGCAAUUUUCAUCAAUGUCCAAUUGAUGGUAACUUUGGUGAAUGGGGAUCAUGGACUUCAUGUAGUAAGACUUGUGGUGGAGGAUCUAAAUUAAGAUCAAGACAAUGUGAAAAGCCUAUACCAAUGUUUGGAGGCAAAAACUGCAGUGGAAAAUAUAGUGAAGAAAGUGAAUGCAAUUUAAACUCAUGCCCUUUAGAUGGAAAAUAUGCAGAAUGGAAUGAAUGGACAGAAUGUUCUAAAACGUGUGGAAGUGGCACACAAUAUCGUGAACGCACUUGCACAAAUCCAUCUCCCAAACAUGGAGGUAUGGACUGUUUAGGAGUAUCCAAAGAAUCGGUAGGUUGUAAUGAAAUUCCAUGUCCUGUGAAUGGACAAUUUUCUUUUUGGACUGAGUGGAGUAAUUGCAAUGUAAGUUGUGGAGGAGGGGCAUCAUAUCGAGUAAGGAAAUGUAAUAGUCCUUUACCUAAGUAUGGUGGAAGAAAUUGCUCCGGAAAUUUUGAAGAAUUGAGGACCUGUAUGGAGAAUUCAUGUCCAUUAAACGGGGGUUUUGGUAAAUGGAGUAGUUGGUCCUCGUGCACAGAAACAUGCGGGGUAGGGAAAGAAACGCGUCUACGUUUUUGUAAUAAUCCAGAGCCACAGUUUGGUGGACACAGCUGUAGGGGUUUAUCUAAAAAUACAAGAGAUUGCAAUACACAUCCUUGUCCGAUAGAUGGAGCAUUCAGUGAUUGGCAGUCUUGGACUUCUUGUUCAGAUAGCUGUGGAGGUGGAGUAAAAUCUAGAAUUCGCUAUUGUGAUUCUCCAUCUCCAUCAAACGGAGGUAGAAAUUGCACAGAAAGGGACUAUGAAGAAAUGAAAUGUAAUGAAUAUUCCUGUCCUAUUGAUGGAGGAUUUUCUGAUUGGACAAAGUGGUCACAAUGUACAAGAAGUUGUGGUGGUGGAAGCAAAAUCAGAAAUAGAACAUGUGACAAUCCUAUUCCGCAAUUUGGUGGAAAUUCAUGCAACGGCCAUUUUACUGAUAUUAAUAAUUGUAACUUUCAGCCUUGCCCUAUCGAUGGGGGCUUUUCUGAGUGGGGCCUGUGGUCUUCUUGCUCUGUUAGUUGUGCUGGAGGAUCUACUCAGAGACGACGUUCCUGUACAAAUCCAUCUCCAGAAUAUGGCGGUAAAUAUUGUUCAGGGCAAUCUGUUGAAACAAAGACAUGUCAAAUUAACCCAUGUCCUAUAGAUGGAGGCUUCAGUGAAUGGAGUACGUGGUCAACGUGUUCGACAUCAUGCGGUUUGGGUUUAAAAUAUAAAAACAGAUCUUGUGACACACCUGCCCCAAAAUACGGUGGACAAAAUUGCAGUGGAGUGUUCUUUGAAAAUGAGUCAUGUGAGAGAAAGCCUUGCCCUAUUCAUGGAGGAUUUAGUAGCUGGGAGAGAUGGAAGGGUUGUUCCACAACAUGUGGAGGGGGAACACAAACAAGAAAGCGUAAAUGUAACAACCCAUCACCUGAAUUUGGUGGGUAUAACUGUAGCGAUCCUUUCUUAGAAAACAGGGAAUGUAAUAUAUUUCCAUGCCCUGUGGAUGGGCAAUACUCUACAUGGAGCAACUGGUCAAAAUGUACAACAACAUGCGGUGGUGGCUCAAUGUUUCGGACAAGAACUUGUAGUAAUCCACCUCCUGAAUAUGGCGGACGGCCUUGCAGCGGACUUAAUACCGAAUAUGAUAGUUGUAACACAAAUGCAUGUCCUAUUGAUGGCGGGUUUUCAGAAUGGAGUGGGUGGACAACUUGUACAGACACAUGUGGUGGAGGUUCGUCAAGUAGGAAACGAUUUUGCAACAAUCCAGAACCUCAAUAUGGAGGUGAUAAUUGUACUGAUUCUUUUGAAGAAUUAAGACAAUGCAAUAAAUUCCCCUGUCCAAUACAUGGAGAAUUUUCGGUAUGGACUAUCUGGUCACAGUGUUCACGAAGUUGUGGUGGCGGAAUCAAAAUCAGGAAUAGAACAUGUGACAAUCCUAUUCCAAAACAUGGUGGACGCCCAUGCUUUGGGCAUUUUAUUGAUUAUGUUAACUGUAACAUUCAAAUGUGUCCUAUCAAUGGGGGCUUCUCUGAGUGGGAGCCAUGGUCAUCUUGCUCAGUUAGUUGUGCGGGAGGUUCUGCUCAGCGACGACGUUACUGUACAGAUCCAGUUCCGAAAUAUGGCGGUAAAUUUUGUUCAGGGCGGUUUGUUGAAACGAUGACUUGUCAAGUCAAUCCAUGUCCUAUAGAUGGAGGCUUCAGUGAAUGGAGUAUGUGGUCAACGUGUUCGACAUCAUGCGGUUUGGGUUUAAAAUCUCGAAACAGAUCUUGUGACACACCUGCCCCAAAAUACGGUGGACAAAAUUGCAGUGGAGUGUUCUUUGAAAAUGAGUCAUGUGAGAGAAAGCCUUGCCCUAUUCACGGUGGAUUUAGUAGCUGGGAGAAAUGGGAGGAUUGUUCUACAACUUGUGGAGGGGGAACACAGACAAGAACGCGUAAAUGUAACAACCCAUCACCUGGAUUCGCUGGAUUUAACUGUAGCGAUCCUUUCUUGGAGAACAAGACAUGUAAUGUAUUUCCAUGCCCAGUGGAUGGGCAAUACUCUACAUGGAGCGACUGGUCGAAUUGUACAUCAACAUGCGGUGGUGGCUCAAUGUUUCGCACUAGAGCUUGUAGUAACCCGUCUCCUGAAUAUGGUGGAAAGCCUUGUAGCGGACUUAAUACUGAGUAUGCAAGUUGCAACAUAAAUCCAUGUCCUGUUAAUGGCGGAUUCUCAGAAUGGAAUGAUUGGACUACUUGUACAUACACUUGCGGCGGAGGUUCAUCAAGUAGAAAACGGUUUUGUAACAAUCCAGAACCUCAGUAUGGGGGUGAUAACUGUACUGGUAUAUUUGAAGAAACAAGUUUAUGCAAUGAAAACUACUGCCCUAUUGAUGGGGAGUUUUCGGUAUGGACAGAGUGGUCACAAUGUUCACGGAGUUGUGGUGGUGGAAUUAAAAUCAGAAAUAGAACAUGUGACAAUCCUAUUCCGCAAUAUGGUGGAAAUCCAUGCAUUGGCUUUUUUAUUGAUUAUGUAAAUUGUAACAUUCAGAUGUGUCCUAUCGAUGGAGGCUUCUCUGAAUGGGAGCCAUGGUCAUCUUGCUCUGUUAGUUGUGCGGGGGGUUCUGCUCGGCGACGACGUUAUUGUACAGAUCCACUUCCAAAAUAUGGCGGUAAAUAUUGUUCAGGUCGAUCUGUUGAAACAAAGACAUGUCAGAUCAAUCCAUGUCCUAUAGAUGGAGACUUCAGUGAAUGGAGUAUGUGGUCAACGUGUUCGACAUCAUGCGGUUUGGGUUUAAAAUCUCGAAACAGAUCUUGUGACACACCUGCCCCAAAAUACGGUGGACAAAAUUGCAGUGGAUUGUUUUUUGAAAAUGAGUCCUGUGAGAGAAAGCCUUGCCCUAUUCACGGUGGAUUUAAUAACUGGGAGAGAUGGGAGGAUUGUUCUACAACUUGUGGAGGGGGAACACAAACAAGAAAACGUAAAUGUAACAACCCAUCACCUGAAUUCGCUGGAUUUAACUGUAGCGAUCCUUUCUUGGAGAACAGGACAUGUAAUGUAUUUCCAUGCCCAGUGGAUGGGCAAUACUCUACAUGGAGCGACUGGUCGAAUUGUACAACAACAUGCGGUGGUGGCUCAAUGUUUCGCACUAGAGCUUGUAGUAACCCGUCUCCUGAAUAUGGUGGAAGGCCUUGUAGCGGACUUAAUACUGAGUAUGCAAGUUGCAAUAUAAAUCCAUGUCCUGUUAAUGGCGGAUUCUCGGAAUGGAAUGAUUGGACUACUUGUACAUACACUUGCGGCGGAGGUUCAUCAAGUAGAAAACGGUUUUGUAACAAUCCAGAACCUCAGUAUGGUGGUGAUAACUGUACUGGUAUAUUUGAAGAAACAAGUUUAUGCAAUGAAAACUACUGCCCUAUUGAUGGGGAGUUUUCGGUAUGGACAGAGUGGUCACAAUGUUCACGGAGUUGUGGUGGUGGAAUUAAAAUCAGAAAUAGAACAUGUGACAAUCCUAUUCCGCAAUAUGGUGGAAAUCCAUGCAUUGGCUAUUUUAUUGAUUAUGUAAAUUGUAACAUUCAGAUGUGUCCUAUCGAUGGAGGCUUCUCUGAAUGGGAGCCAUGGUCAUCUUGCUCUGUUAGUUGUGCGGGGGGUUCUGCUCGGCGACGACGUUAUUGUACAGAUCCACUUCCAAAAUAUGGCGGUAAAUAUUGUUCAGGUCGAUCUGUUGAAACAAAGACAUGUCAAAUUAACCCAUGUCCUAUAGAUGGAGGUUUCAGUGAAUGGAGUAUGUGGUCAACGUGUUCGACAUCAUGCGGUUUGGGUUUAAAAUAUAAAAACAGAUCUUGUGAUACACCUGCCCCGAAAUACGGUGGACAAAAUUGCAGGGGAGUGUUCUUUGAAAAUGAGUCGUGUGAGAGAAAACCUUGCCCUAUUCAUGGUGGAUUUAGUAGCUGGGAGAGAUGGAAGGGUUGUUCGGCAACUUGUGGCGGGGGAACACAAACAAGAAAGCGUAAAUGUAACAACCCAUCACCUGAAUAUGGUGGGUAUAAUUGUAGCGAUCCUUUCUUUGACAACAGGGAAUGUAAUGUAUUUCCAUGCCCAGUGGAUGGGCAAUACUCUACAUGGAGCGACUGGUCGAAAUGUACAACAACAUGCGGUGGUGGUUCAAUGUUUCGGACAAGAACUUGUAGUAAUCCACCUCCUGAAUAUGGCGGAAGGCCUUGUAGCGGACUCAAUACCGAAUAUGAUAGUUGUAACACAAAUGCAUGUCCUGUUGAUGGCGGAUUUUCAGAAUGGAGUGUGUGGACUACUUGUACAGACACUUGCGGUGGAGGUUCAUCAAGUAGAAAACGGUUUUGUAGAAAUCCAGAACCUCAGUAUGGUGGUGAUAACUGUACGGGUUUGUUUGAGGAAACUAGACUUUGCAAUAACGUAUCCUGUCCAAUUGAUGGUGGUUUCAGUGAAUGGAAUUUAUGGACUGUUUGUUCCGUUUCAUGUGGCGGUGGGUUGAAAACAAGAAAACGAACAUGCACAAAUCCAUCUCCACAAUACGGAGGACAUAAUUGCUCGGGUUCUUUCACACACACAAAUACUUGCAACACUUUUCGCUGUCCUGUUGAUGGUGAUUUCGGGCCCUGGAGUUCUUGGUCAGUCUGUUCUGCAAGUUGUGGUGGUGGAAACAAAGAUAGGAAAAGGUUAUGUAAUUCCCCUCCACCAGCAUAUAAUGGUAAAUAUUGUGAGGGAAAUAGUUCCCAAACACUAAGUUGUAAUGAAUUUCCGUGUCCAAUUGAUGGAGGAUUUACCGAGUGGAGCAACUGGGGAGAUUGUUCGCAAAGUUGCGGAGGAGGUGUUCAUAUACGUAAUCGAUCAUGUAGCAAUCCAACACCCCAACAUGGGGGAAAACUUUGUAACGGUCAUUUUUCGGAAUACUCAUAUUGCAAGACACACCAGUGUCCUAUUGAUGGUGGAUUCUCACUCUGGGGUGCGUGGUCUUCGUGCACUGCAUCUUGCGGUGGUGGAACCUCAAUUCGGACACGAUCCUGUACAAACCCAUCUCCGUUAUAUGAAGGUAAAAACUGCACUGGAAAUGCCGAACAACUUAUAAACUGUAGUAUACAACAUUGCCCAAUCGAUGGACAGUAUGGUGACUGGAGCACAUGGUCACCGUGUUCUCAUUCAUGUGGCGGGGGAUUUAAAUCAAGAUUACGAAAAUGUAAUAAUCCACUUCCACAAUACGGUGGAAGACAAUGCAAUGGUAACAAUAAAGAUUAUAUACAAUGCAACACUCAGCCGUGUCCAAUAGACGGGGUCUUUAGCGAAUGGCAAACAUGGUCAGUUUGUUCACAUAGCUGUGGAGGGGGUACAAAAAACAGACUCAGACUGUGUGAUGAUCCUUUUCCAGCAUUUGGCGGGAAAAAUUGUACUGGUUUGUUUCAGGAAUCUUCAAACUGUAAUCCGUUGCCAUGUCCAAUAGAUGGGGGUUUAAGUUUAUGGAGUGAAUGGUCACUUUGUUCGUCAACUUGCGGUGGAGGUAUUCAGAAAAGAAACAGAUCAUGCUCAAAUCCAGUUCCUCAGUACGGUGGUAAAAUUUGUGAAGGGGAGACCACUGAAUUUCUUCAGUGCAAUACCAACGAAUGUCCAAUAGAUGGAAAAUAUUCGGACUGGGGAGCAUGGACAGUCUGUUCUGUUACAUGUGGUGGGGGAACAAGAUUGCGAAGUCGGACUUGUACAAAUCCACCUCCUCAAUUUGGAGGAAAAGAGUGUUCCGAUGGGUCAGAGCAGUCUGAAAAUUGCAAUACAAACAGCUGUCCAGUUGAUGGUAAAUAUAGCGAGUGGAAUUUGUGGUCGGAAUGUACCGUCACGUGCGGUGGAGGAACAAAAAUGCGUACAAGAUCUUGUACAAAUCCAUCGCCGAAAUAUGGAGGUAAACUAUGCAAUGGACCAGCAGACGAAACAACAGAUUGCAACACGAAGACUUGUUCAAUUUGUGCUGAUCCAAACACGGAGUUUGAAUGCCAUGACAAAAAGAAGUGUGUCGAUAAAGGUUUUGUCUGUGAUGGAGUUUCAGAUUGUAUAGAUGGGAGUGAUGAAGCUGUGUGUAAUAGUGGUCAACAGGUUCCACAAUGUCCUGAAGGUGCGUCGGAAUGUUAAUAUCUAGGGAGAUACUGACUGGUGUGGGAUCGUGUUUUUGUGAUGAAGGGUUUAUCUGAAUAUCGUGGAGGAAUUAUAUUGGCGUUAUCUACGUCUACAUGUCUACAAUGUUCGAACUACAAAUAUUAUCUUUUAAAAGUAAGAAAAUGCAAAGGAUAUAUACUUGCAUUCUUGGGGGUCGUAUAUAUAUUUUUUUGGAAUUCUUAGAAAGAAAUGCUGUGUGUCUUUUGAAAUAACUGUGUGAAUUCAGGAAUGCCUGUAAUUGUAGAUAUUUUAAUGUUUAUCUUUUGUAGACCUCUUCCCUUUGUGUUUAUCCCUUUAAUCGCAAUCCGUAAAUGGAAUAACAUGUGGAAGCAAAUCAUUAGUUAUCAUUGUGUAGUCUCUUUCUUAGGAAGAACACACCCGUUUCUAUUUUCUGAGAGAAACUUACUGAACAAUUCAUAAAUGUUUACACGUGUACAUAAAUAUAUUUCCCUUUUUAAAGGAGUCUGGUCAGAUUUCUGAGUAGUCUAAUUUCGAAAGUUCAUUCAGUACUCGUGCAUGUAUUUGUCCAUUAUGUUGAGAAAUAAAAUAUUUUCUUUUCUUAAAUUUUUUUUCACAAAUUGGCCUUCAAGUAGGGGGCAUAUUAUAAAAUUUGGACAGGAUAUUAUAUAUUAGCUUAACGGCGGUAUUGGAACGUGUUUGCUAAUCAAAAUGACUGCAGUAACAAUGGUUUAUUUCACAUUGUUAAACACUGAAAGUUUUGCAUGAUAUUUUAAACGUAAAUAACUAAUGAUUAUGAAAUUGAAUUUCAGAACGUGUUGUAUGAAUAAGCGUUAUAUUAAAAAGAUUUAACACUGUGUAUUAUUAUAAUUUUUUGGUUGAUAUAAUGGAAGUUUUAGUGUCAGCUACUGUAAAAUAGUAAUACGUGAAAUUAUCAGCUAUUGUUCAAUACGUGAAUUUUUAAUAUUUUUUUUUUUUUUGCAUGUAUAGAUGUAUAUACGAUAUAAUUAUGUAUAAUAAAAAUCACGUUCGUUUUAAUGUGCA
Magallana angulata is the source of this 11793-nucleotide messenger RNA. Its product is annotated as SCO-spondin-like. The record is from RefSeq and is a predicted model, not a curated record. Lineage: Eukaryota; Metazoa; Mollusca; Bivalvia; Ostreida; Ostreidae. Gene Ontology annotation, cellular component: membrane. The coding region runs from base 100 to 10767 and encodes 3555 amino acids. Gene Ontology annotation, molecular function: protein binding. The transcript is spliced from 12 exons.